AUGGCAAGCCGCGGAGAGCUGCUGUAUCCUGAGGAUGAUCGUCUAUUCCUAGAAGCCUAUCUGCCUGCAGCCGACCGUCAAUCCACAGAUUCAGGCGUGCCUUUUGUUACACUCACCUUCGCAACUUCACUGGAUUCGGCAUUGUCUCUGGCUCCUGGUGUACAGACGGCUUUGUCAGGUCCGCAGUCGAAAGCAAUGACCCACUACCUUCGCUGCAGACAUGAUGCUAUUAUGGUUGGUGUAGGCACUGCAAUUGCAGACAACCCGAGCUUGAAUUGCAGAAUUCAAGGUGUCGGUGGUUAUGGUGGUGAAGGCCUGACUGGCCAGCCUCGGCCUGUUGUCGUUGACCCUCAAGGAAGAUGGCAGCUGACUUCUGAGACCAAGAUCUUGAAUCUUGCUAGACAAGGACGAGGUAAAGCGCCAUGGAUUGUGACCGCAAAGGCACCAGACGCAGAACAUGCCAAGUUGCUGGAAGAGGUUGGAGGAUGUUACAUCGUUCUCGAGUCACAAGCACAAUCCUCUGAGGAGAAAUCAUCAAUUGCUUGGCCCGACAUUCUGCGAACAAUCAAGGAAAGAGGCAUCGGCAGUAUUAUGAUCGAGGGAGGUGGCUUCAUCAUCAACUCGCUAUUGUCGGCAGAAAAUGCAAGCCUGAUCAACUCAGUGAUUGUGACCAUCGCACCUACCUGGCUUGGUCAAGGUGGCGUUGUCGUGUCUCCGCCCAGAAAAGAAGGCAGUAGCCUGCCAGUCGCUCGUCUCCAACACACGAAAUGGCAGCAGCUUGGCGACGACGUGGUUCUCUGUGGCACUUUGAAUGCGUAA
Aureobasidium uvarum is the source of this 819-nucleotide messenger RNA. The record is from the annotation of a GenBank genome assembly. Lineage: Eukaryota; Fungi; Ascomycota; Dothideomycetes; Dothideales; Saccotheciaceae.